This is a messenger RNA of Daktulosphaira vitifoliae (grape phylloxera), 1207 nucleotides long. RefSeq lists its product as uncharacterized. The transcript is spliced from 8 exons. The coding region runs from base 86 to 958 and encodes 290 amino acids. The record is from RefSeq and is a predicted model, not a curated record. Lineage: Eukaryota; Metazoa; Arthropoda; Insecta; Hemiptera; Phylloxeridae.
UAUUUAUCACGUUAAUCCGAUAUUAUUAAAAUUAUAUUACCAGUACUAGACUAUCAUUAUUGUUUCAGUAAAAAUCAAAUUAAAAAUGAACUUCUAUUUAUUUUUGAGAAUAUUCUUCUGUUUUACGUGUAUAAUUACUAUACCUACAUUUUCAACUGCAUUUCCCUGCUCCGACGAAGAAUCUAACAACUAUGAUUCAGCAAAAAGUAAUGGAUCAAGCGAUGAAAUUUAUUUUUCAAAUGAGAGUAAUGGAUCAAGCGAUGAAAUUUAUUUUUCAAAUGAGGAUGGUGAUUUGGAUAAUAUUGGAACAAAUUUAUGGCAUCUUUCCUUUGAGGAUGAAGAAAAACCAAUAAAAUAUGAACGAUUCGAUAUAUACGAUCCUUCAAAUGAGAUAAAUUAUCCCCUAUCAUUUUAUCUUUCACAAAUAAGUGCAAAAAAAUUUGCUGUUCAUUCUGAUGAUAAGGGUAGAAUUACUAUUAAAAAAAUGAUAGAUAUAGGACACGAAUUUGAAGAAGAUCCAACUGUAUACCAAAAAUACAUUGCAGGGAACAUUGUUUCAGAUGAUGUAUGGAUAUCUGUCAAUUCAUUGUUUGUAUCAUCAUUCAAAAAUUUUAGAAAGUUUGAAAUUCAAUUUAACGAGGACCUUCUUAUUGGUGACAAAAAUAAGAACGACACCGUCGAAAAAGAUUAUGCAGAAAAAAUAAUUUUUAAUAACGAAUUGUUUAUUAAAAAUUUUAAAAAAGAUUUUCUUAAAAGUGUACUUGAAAAGUAUACAAAUGAGCAAAAUCAAUUUAAAUACAAAGAGAUGAUAAAACACUUUUACGAUGAUAUUGGAGAUAUUAAAUAUGUUAUUUGGACUUUUGAUAAAGAAGAAGAUGACUAUGUUAAGAAAUAUAGUUCAAAUACGCACGAUGAUACGCACGAUCAUAAGCUUUUUUUAUUUGGUUUUAAUGUUUAAAUAUAUCAAAGGUGAUAUUAAGUCAAUUGAAACAAAACAUAAUUAAUGUUAUAUUGUUUCAAUUUUAGUAUACCAUUUAAUUGUUUAUACAAUUUUUAAGACAUAUUUUUUCAAUUUAUGUUUUGAUUUAUUACUUUUGUAAUAAAAAAUUUAUUUUUUUCUAAUUUUAAACAAUACAUUUCCUGUAGUCGAUAUCUAUUUUUAACUCUUUCUCUGUUUUGAAAAAAUAAAAUUAUAAGAAUAUAUCUA